GUCUAACAUGCAGUUCAUCGGGGAGUGAGCGCAAUUGGAGUGCUUUUGAGAUGGUACACUCAAAGCGAAGGAAUCGUUUACACCAAAGGAGAAUGAAUGACUUGGUCUUUGUCAUGUACAAUUUGAAACUGAGACAAAGGCACAAGAAUAGACAAGCAAUCAUGAAUCCAUUAUGUUUGGAUGAUGUUCCAUCAGACGAUGAGUGGAUAACAGAGAGAGAGAAGCCGACUCUUCCAAGAGAAGGAAAUUGGUUGAGUGUGCUUGAUAGGAAUGCUCGACAUGGAUGUCAUUCAGAAGAUGAGGAGGUAGAUGCUCUUGCAAGGGAUUUGGAACAAGCAUGCCAUGACCAUAUUGGAGAAAAUGUUGGUGAAAUUCAUGAAGUAAGUGAUGAUGAUGAUAUGGAUGACAACAUGAAUGCUCCAAGGGAUUUUGAUCAUGACUUUGAUGAUGCUACUAUUGGUGAUGAUGACAUUGAGGAGUUGGGUGAUACUGUGGGUGAUGAUGAAGAUGAGGGAGACAAUAAGAUCAACAAUGUUGUUGAUUGUGGCAAUGAUGAUUUCGGCGAUGAAGAUGAUGACUUAUUUUAGUCUCUUGUUUAUUUAUUCUUCUCUUAUUUUAGUUUGUUUUGUUAAGGAUAUCAAUGUUCUGCAAGUGUUAACUUGAAGACUUGAAGUUGAAUUGCUAUUUUCUUUUAAUAUGUUCUUUUGUUAAGAUUUGAGGAAAAUGUUUGAAUGACAACUUGAAUUGCCACCUUCUUUUAUUA
This is a messenger RNA of Camellia sinensis, 763 nucleotides long. RefSeq lists its product as uncharacterized. The record is from RefSeq and is a predicted model, not a curated record. NCBI's taxonomy places the organism in Eukaryota, Viridiplantae, Streptophyta, Magnoliopsida, Ericales, Theaceae. Gene Ontology annotation, molecular function: protein dimerization activity.